This is a messenger RNA of Oncorhynchus tshawytscha (Chinook salmon), 1215 nucleotides long. Its product is annotated as gastrula zinc finger protein XlCGF49.1-like. Gene Ontology annotation, biological process: central nervous system development; regulation of transcription by RNA polymerase II. Lineage: Eukaryota; Metazoa; Chordata; Actinopteri; Salmoniformes; Salmonidae. The annotation marks the transcript as partial. The transcript has a single exon. The record is from RefSeq and is a predicted model, not a curated record. Gene Ontology annotation, molecular function: RNA polymerase II cis-regulatory region sequence-specific DNA binding; DNA-binding transcription factor activity, RNA polymerase II-specific. Gene Ontology annotation, cellular component: nucleus.
AGCAACUUCAAAAACACCAACGUCUACACACAGGAGAGAAGCCUUACUCCUGCUGUGACUGUGGAAAAUGCUUUACAACAUCAUCUGAGCUAACAGUUCAUCAGAGAACACACACGGGAGAAAAGCCUUACAUCUGCUCUGACUGUGGGAAGAGUUUCUCCCACCUGUGUAACUUUAAAGCACACCAACGUAUACAUUCAGGAGAGAAGCCGUACUCCUGCUCUGACUGUGGGAAGAGUUUCUCCCGAUUGUAUACCUUAAAAUCACAUGGACGUACCCAUACAGGAAAGAAGCCUUACUCCUGUUCUGACUGUAUGAAGAGUUUUUCUCACCAGGGUAGCUUUAAAGCACACCAACGUAUACAUACAGGAGAGAAGCCUUACUACUGCUCUGACUGUGGGAAGAGUUUCUCUCAACAGAGCAACUUAAAAACACACCGACGUAUACACACAGGAGAGAAGCCUUACUACUGCUCUGACUGUGGGAAGAGUUUCUCUCAAGAGAGCAACUUAAAAACUCACCAACGUAAACACAAAGGAGAGAAGCCUUACAUCUGCUCUGUCUGUGGGAAGAGUUUCUCUCUACAGAACCAAUUAAAAACACACCAACGUAUACAUAAAGGAGAGAAGCCUCAUCAGUUCUCUCAGACCAGCUGAGAUUAAAAUUUAGUGAUGGAGUGAUUUUUAUCUGAUUGCUUGACUUGGACUGAAAUAGGUGCCGGCACUUUAUAUUUAGCUUCAGGACCUCCACAAUACUUUUGAGCUCAUCUAUAACAGGAACAGGAGCUCAAGCAGUAGAACAUUUGAGGGCCUGGUACUCCGCUCUGUUAAGUUCCUGCCCAAGUCAAGCGCCGGAACUCACAACAUGUAUCAGAUAGAGAUGGUGUGAUGAUCAGUCACCAUUAGUUUGGGGGGGGGGGUUGGUUUUUAUUACAUAGUUACUUGUUUAAUGAUACACAGUCUCUGAAACGACAAUAUGUGUUUAUUAAAUUGUCUUUUAAAACUAGGUUAGUUAUUAUAGUUAUUCAUCAUCAAUGGGUUUGGAUAAUUGCAUUCAGUGGCAUUACUAGUCCUGUGCUUUCGGGGCUUCAGCCCCGGAUGUUUUAGGCCCCACACUUUGGAUGGUAAAAAAAUAUAUACUGUGUAUCUGUAAAGUAUUCAGACCCCUUCCCUUUUUCAAUUUUUUUUUUACAUCCUUAUUCUAAAGUUUGAUAGU